Molecule: messenger RNA, 1871 nt
Organism: Cygnus atratus (black swan)
Lineage: Eukaryota; Metazoa; Chordata; Aves; Anseriformes; Anatidae
Gene: SPO11
Product: SPO11 initiator of meiotic double stranded breaks
Exons: 14
Coding region: 216-1283 (355 amino acids)
Biological process (GO): meiotic DNA double-strand break processing; reciprocal meiotic recombination; meiotic DNA double-strand break formation
Cellular component (GO): nuclear chromosome
Molecular function (GO): DNA binding; DNA topoisomerase type II (double strand cut, ATP-hydrolyzing) activity; ATP binding
Source: RefSeq, a predicted model, not a curated record
GCAGUGGGGCAAGGAGACUUGCCUUCUGUGUGGACAAGGAGAUUAAAAAAUCUGUAAGGACGGAGCAGUGGACCCAAGAGCAGGUGUCCCUGCUUGCAGAGCUACUUACACCCAAAGUGCUGGUAGCAUGUGUUUUCAAAUUGAAUAAGCUUCAGAAGCCGGUAUACUUGGAAGUAUCCCACUAGGAGAUAAAGAGGCUGGUUUUAAGACAUGAAAUGUACAGUUCUGAAGUUCUUGAAGCAAUUGAAAAUGUUAUUCAAGAUGUACUUGAAAGCUUGUCCAAAAAACAAGCACCUGUUCUCACAGUAACUAGGAGAUCAGAUUGGAGGAAUAUUGAAUUUAAAGAUUCUGUAGGUCUACAGAUGAUACCGUAUUGUACUACAAAACAAAUAAGAAGUGACUGCCCUAGAUCAGCAGCAAAGUUUGCUCUGAUGCUCAAAAUAUUAUCUAUGAUCUACAAGAUGGUGCAGAGCAAUACUUAUGCAACUAAAAGAGAUAUAUAUUACUCAGAUACACAACUGUUUGGUAGCCAGAGUGUUGUGGACAAUAUAAUCAAUGACAUUUCUUGUAUGCUUAAGAUACCUCGGAGAAGUCUACAUAUACUGUCUACAACUAAAGGUUUUGUUGCUGGUAAUUUAAGUUAUACUGAGGAAGAUGGUACAAAAGUGAAUUGUACCUGUGGUGCAACAGCAGUCACUGUGCCAUCUAAUGUUCAAGGAAUUAAAAAUUUAAACUCACAUGCCAAAUUUAUAUUAAUCGUAGAAAAAGAUGCAACUUUUCAGAGACUCCUGGAUGAUGACUUCUGCAUUAAAUUGUCCCCAUGUAUAAUGAUUACGGGAAGAGGCAUACCAGAUUUGAAUACACGACUUUUGGUCAGAAAGCUGUGGGAUACAUUUCAAAUUCCUGUUUUCGCCCUUAUGGAUGCCGAUCCACAUGGUGUAGAAAUAAUGUGCAUCUACAAAUAUGGAUCUGUGUCAAUGUCUUUUGAGGCCCAUCAUCUCACUGUUCCAUCUGUAAAGUGGCUUGGUCUCCUUCCAUCUGAUCUGAAGAGAUUAAAUGUAUGCAAAGAUGUCCUGAUUCCACUUACAAAGCAAGAUCAAAAUAAGUUAGCAAGUAUACAGAAGAGGCCUUAUAUUGCUUGUCAGCCAAUGUGGAAGAAAGAGCUGGAAAUUAUGGCAGCAUCUAAAAUGAAGGCUGAAAUUCAAGCUUUAACUUCUCUUUCAUCAGAUUACCUUUCCAGAGUCUAUUUACCAAACAAAUUGCAAUUUGGUGGAUGGUUAUGAAUGCUUGUUUGCCAAUUAACUGUUUUUCUUGAUAAUACUUUCUUGACCACUUCUUGUUCAGUUUAUCACUACAGCUAGAUUAUGCUUACCUAUUCUUUCUCUUUCAAACUAUAAAAGAAAUUACAACUCUUUUACAGAAUAUUGUUUAUUCCACUCUGUGCCUUCUGCACUAAUGAUUUCAAAUGCAGUGGUACAUACAUAACAGGAUACUGAAGUAUGUUCUUCCUAGCUAGAGAAUAUUAAGUUGUACCUGCUUGUUAAAAUUGUAUCAAGGAAUUAUUUUGCCUUCUGUUAAAGCAGAAAUUGAUGCUGUACAGUCCUUUUAAUUUUUGAAGAGUAAAAGGCUUUGUUAACAAUUUUUUGUAAAUGUCUCCUUCUGGAAAUAAUUUUAAGUACAGUGCUGUGGUAUUUUGUGUUCACUGUAAACUCAGACCUAAAAGUCAGAGAUAGUUCUUCAUUACUGCAUAUCUCAAGCAGCUAUAAAUGUUCCAGCAACCAAACUGCUAUUUGUUUUCAAUGAACAAGUAAGCAAGCAGAUGUUACUGAUUAAGAAUUUAAUAAACAAUCCUGUUAAUGAUGCACAUCAUA